Molecule: messenger RNA, 522 nt
Organism: Phialemonium atrogriseum
Lineage: Eukaryota; Fungi; Ascomycota; Sordariomycetes; Cephalothecales; Cephalothecaceae
Exons: 4
Coding region: 1-522 (173 amino acids)
Source: RefSeq, a predicted model, not a curated record
AUGCUGCAGACCCUUCUCCUCGCCGUGGCGGCGGCAGCCACCCUCUCGUCAUCCACGCCAACCAAGACGAUCCCAGACGCGGCCCACCACGCCGGAGGCACGCUCCCCCGAGCCUCCCGCUGUGUCGACGGCACCCCUGCCUCGCUGCCGACCGACGGCGGCUGGCCCAUCGACUAUGCCGAGGUCUCGCUCGAUCCCGACCUCCUGCUCCACUACACCGUUGCCGGGAGCUGGUAUGCCGACCAUUACAUCUCGUCCACGACUAUUAGCAUCGGGCCCGGAAACGACCUCUACGCCGCCUUCAAGUGCCAAUUCGUCUGCAACGCCGCACCCGACUGCGUCUCCUACUUCGGCAAGUACGUGGACUUUGGAUCAGGCACCCAGAACUACCAGUGUACCCUGUUCGAUGAUCUGUUGGAACCUUCGGUAUUCGUGUCUGACAAUGGCACCGUGCCCGGAGGCGGCUUCAACAAGCUCUGCGAUGCGCUGCCGAGCAGCUCUGGCGAGUCUGGCGAUGCGUGA